This is a messenger RNA of Ctenopharyngodon idella (grass carp), 7708 nucleotides long. It is a transcript of the gene rapgef5a, whose product is annotated as Rap guanine nucleotide exchange factor (GEF) 5a. Gene Ontology annotation, cellular component: plasma membrane. Gene Ontology annotation, molecular function: guanyl-nucleotide exchange factor activity. The coding region runs from base 555 to 3173 and encodes 872 amino acids. Gene Ontology annotation, biological process: positive regulation of GTPase activity; Ras protein signal transduction. Lineage: Eukaryota; Metazoa; Chordata; Actinopteri; Cypriniformes; Xenocyprididae. The transcript is spliced from 26 exons. The record is from RefSeq and is a predicted model, not a curated record.
CUUAAAGGCUUGGUUUUGGUGACAUAUUUCCAGACAAAAUGAUAAAGACCACAAACAGAGCAGUUUGGAAAAAUAUAGUUUAAUGUCGAUUUGAAAAUUGGCCCUAAGUUCUCAGUGUGUCACAUGUCUCAUCAUGUCUCAUUUAGUAAGGUAAACGGGUUUUAACUUCAGAAGCGAUUAUCCUCAGAAGUUAGCUACAACCUCCCUUUAGGCAUGUUCCUACAUGAUUCUUAUGUAAAGUAAAUAUAAUGCAUUUUAUUCCAAGUUUUCUUUUUAGGUGCAUGUUUCAUAUUAAUGCAGAAGUGUGACUAUUGAAUGUCCUAUUUGGACAGCGAUGUGAGUGCUGAAUGUAUUUGUAUGUGAGCGUGUGUGUCGUGUGUGUGUGUGUGAGCGUGAGCGCGCGCGGGUGUGAGUGUGAUCGCUGGGUGGAGCAGCAGUGUACGGCAGGUCUUGUCUCCUCUCUCGGUUGAGCGGCUCAUUGCGGCGGCUGGAGAUCCAUCGAGCGGCGGCGGAAUGUUGCUCCGGUGUCCGUGUGCGUGAAGAGCAGGUGAAGGAUGAUGAUGGAGGAAUCCGACAGCAUCCCCUGCACCGCGGAGGACGGACUCCUAUCGAGCUGGAGAUGGAACAGAACCGCUAGGGAUCAGGUCCAGAUCAAGCAGAAGAUCAGAGAUCUGCCUGGAUUAUUAAAACACGGACUGAACCUGCGCAAAAAAAGCCAGUCACCUGACACCAUCCCGGGACCAAGCACCGGCGUCACACCCAAACCCAAGACGUGUUCCCAGAGUUUUCCCUGCGCUGGACGAGCACUGAGAAAUGCGUUUCUGUCUCAUGGACCGUAUCCAGCAAAAGACAAGAUUCACCUCGCUCGGAUCAUCAGGAGGAGUUAUGUUGGAGUAGAGCUGGUCCAGUGGCUCCUGGAACAGUGUGUGUCAGUUCAGUGCCGGUUAAUGGCGUCCCGUGUCUGGCAGGUGCUUCUGGAGCUGGGAAUACUGCACUCAGUGGACCAGCGGCUGGUCUUUGAAGACUCAAACACGUACUAUCAGUUCUCGUUUGAGGAGUGUGACGCUCAGGGCUGUGAAUUUCGCAACGAGGAGGAAUGGCAGAACGGUGUUCGUCUUCUGCUGCAGCUCGUCCCCUACGUCCAGUUCAGGGUCGUGAGCCCACCCGAGGAAGACCCCGACAGAAAGCGCGAUAUCUGCAGUGAGAUACUCCAGAUGAAGGCUCUGGAGAGACUCACGUCUACGGUGCAGAAUGAACUCGCUGCUGCUCUCGCAAGAAAAGCCAAGAAAUCAAUGUCAGAAGACGAAAGCUCUGAGACAUCAGACAGUUCUCCACAAGAAGCACCAAAACCCACUGAAGACAAAAGCAAGGCGGGCGUCUGCGCUCUCCGAGCUCCAGAUGACUUCUCUCGGUUGGACGUGGUCCAGCGGCUGGCCAAGGACGGGUAUCGCUUCCUUCAGAACCAGAACUACCGGCUCCCGGAUCGCUCCGCACAGGCGCAGGGGGAAAGCGUCGUGCGCGUCUGUCUGAAGGAGAGGGGUCAGGACGUGCUGGUUCUCCAGCGAGUCCCAUCAGAUCCUGCGUCUCCGCAAACAGCCGGAGUCAAAGAUGAUGAUGGUGAUAAGAGGUACGUCGUGGUUUCCGGGACGCCCCACAAGAUCCUGGAGCACCUGCUGAGUGACCUGCGUCUGGACGAGCACCAGGGGGCGACGGAGGGCAAAGAGGCGGAAAUGCUUCUGGACGAUUUCCUGUUGACGUAUCUGGUCUUCAUGUCCACCAGUGAGCUCUGCCAAGCCCUGCUGGGACACUACUGUACGAAGCGCUGCCGAGGGAAGGAGGAAGGGAAGGAGGCCCUCUACAGGAAGAGGAAGGUCCUGCACCUGGUCUCCCAGUGGAGCACGCUCUACAAGGACUUCCUGCGGGAGGAGGAGAACGUCAAACUCUUCAUGAAGACGCUGUAUCGAUACGUGCUGGAGGACGUUUAUGAGUUCCCCACGCUGGAGAAGGACCUGAAGGAGUUCCAGAAACUUCUGCGGAGGAGACAUACGGUGGACGACUAUUCUCCACACCAAAAGAAUAAAGCGCUCUACCAGCAGCUGAGUCUGAAGGAGAACUGCGUUCCUCUUCGAGGGUCUCCAGUCGAGACUAAAGACGUGAUGUGUCGCGUGUACGUGAGCUGUGAUUCGUAUCUCAGUAUGCGGGUGAAGCCUGCGGUCGUGGCUCAGGAGCUGCUGCACAUCGUGGCUCAGCGGAUGGACAGGUCUGAAGACGACAUGAUGCUGAUGGUCCAGACGUACAGCGGAGAGAAGCGCGUCCUUCAGCCGCACGACAGUAUUUAUUCAGAGUCUCUGGUGGCACCCGGCAGACUGAUCGCCUGUCGAAGAGACCUCAGCGAGAUCCUGCCGCCCCUGACUGAAUGUCCUGAGUUGGGACAGAAGCCUGUCAGACUGCUGGGUAUCAACACGUGGGACGUGGCCGUGGCUCUUACCAACUUCGACUGGAAUCUCUUCAACUCCAUCCAUGAGCAAGAGCUGAUCUUCUACACGUUCAGCCGUCAGGCCAGCAGCGGACACACGGUGGCGCUGGAGUUCCUGCUGCAGCGCUGUAAUGAGGUGCAGCAGUGGGUGAUGUCAGAGGUGCUGCUGUGUCCGUCGCUCGGAAAACGAGUCCAGCUGCUCAAGAAGUUCAUCAAGAUCGCUGCUCACUGUAAAGCGCAGAGGAACCUCAACUCCUCGUUUGCCAUCAUCAUGGGCUUAAACACUGCAGCCGUCAGCCGCCUCAACCAGACAUGGGAGAAAGUUCCUGGAAAAUUCAAGAAGCUUUUCUCUGAACUUGAGCUGUUGACGGAUCCAUCUAUGAAUCACAAAGCCUACAGAGAUGCUUUCAAGAAAAUGAAGCCGCCUAAAAUACCCUUCAUGCCUCUGCUGCUUAAAGAUAUCACCUUCAUCCAUGAGGGGAACAAAACAUUUCAUGAUAAUCUGGUGAAUUUUGAGAAGCUGCACAUGAUCGCCGACACCGUCCGACUCAUUCGCCACUGUCAGACUGAUCAAACAGGAAAUGAGCUUUCCCCGUGUGACAGUGCUGAAGUGCAAUCGAGUGUCCAUUACCUUCACAUCAUUGACAAUCAGCAGACACUGUUUGAACUGUCUCACAGACUGGAGCCCAGAGUCUAAGAAAGCGAGAGCGCCGCCUGUUGGACGUUCACUGGAAACGCAGUUGCGCUCCUCACGGAUAGGUUGAGUUGCUCUCACACAUGACUGCAUCUUCACCGGACACACAGACCGAUUCCAGCUCCCAGCACUGACUGAACGGACACCGUUAGUGGAUAUUAGUGGGAUUUACUCCACCAGGGGGCGUCACAGAGCUCUUUCACAGCCAAAUUAAUGAGAGAACACAGUAAAUCAGUCUGCUUGAGCACACAGGUUGUGUUCUCUUGAUGUGAAUAAAGUGUUUAUUUCUUAAUGUCAAAAAUAGAUAAGUCGAUAAAAGCUUUUUACCUGUCCACAGGAAAAGUGUAAACUUUACAGCAUUGUUUUGUUGUAAUGCUACCAGCAUUCUGGACCAUAUUUAUAUAUGAAUUUAUUACUUAGACAGUUAGGGCUGGGCGAUAUUAUAGUGAUAAUAGUAUAUUAAAAUUAAUAUUUUAAUUUACAAAAAUAUAUAAAAUAUAUAUUUUAAUUUUUUCAGCCUUUUGAACAUGUUCGGUAUAUAUUAAUAUUUAUAUAUUUGCUCCGAAGGCUGAUUUCUUUUAGUAAUUUUAACCAAAUAGAAUUGUUGCCAGUUAGAUUGAAAAUGUUUAAUGCAAGUAGUAAAAUACAGUAAAUAUAACAGUACAUAAAUAGCAAUAUUAACAUGUAAAAGACUGAGACUUGAUGCAAACAAAUCAUUGAAUCAGAGAUUUGAAUCAGUUCAUUUAAGUUUGAACUGAUUCCUGGAAAAGAAUCAAACUUUUUACUGCUACUGAAGUCGAAAUCAGAAACUCAAUGGCCAAAUAAAAUCAUCACAAUGUUCAUUUUAUAAAUAUGUGAUAUUUUCUAAACACACAAAAAAUAUAUCGCCCGGCCCUAUUAUAAACUCAGACUGAACGAACAAACACAACUGGUGUCAAAGGUCAUGAUGAUGUCAUAUAGAGCCAAGUACUCAGUUUACACAGAAUCUUGUUAUGAUGUUGAGGGGGUUUUUAUUUCCUAUUAUUUAAUGUUUCCAGUUUGAUCUCAAUCCGGAUGUGACAGCAGCCAGUCAUUCCCAUGACACGCCAGUGACUGAAGCUUUUCUUAAGUGUAAUCGUUACAGUGACCUGACAGUAUUAUUUUAUAGUCAUUAUUUCUUCGACCGUUUGAUGGUCGAGGCUCUUGAAGAUGUUAGUUUUGUGGAGUUUUUGCCCUUCACUCGCUCUCUGCCGUUGCAUUUGGAUACAGUUGUUUAUAUUCGCAGUUCUGAAGCUCUUGUGUGAAACUCAUUUCCGUUUUAAAGAGAUUUUAAAGUGACAUGCAUGCAUAUUGUAUUUGCACUUACAUCUUUGUUUGUACAUUAUCGUGUAAGAAUGUAUAUACGUUUAUAAAUGUAAAGAAAUAAGUUGAGAGUCAUUUGCAAACACACGUUUCUGUGCCAAGCACUAUUAUGGGAGAGCAAUGCAAUAUGAGAACAUUUUAAUAUUGUGAAAUGUUUUAUAAAAGCCUUAGCUGCAGCAGUGAACCCCGCUCUGAUGUGAUGUGAUCCAGCACAGAACAAAACUACUUCUUAAAUGGGAUUUGAUGUCAAAAUCUGAGUUGAUUACAUCACUUGAUUUUCUUUACCACAAUUGGUUAAAAUUUUAAAGGGAAUUAUAGAUUUCUAAAUGAACAGCUCAGGAAAGAGUCAGAGUUUUUAGGCCACAGACGGCUGAUUUUCUACAGUAUUUGUACAGUGUAAUUCGGCUCGCUGUGCCCUCUGAACUCCAUCUGUUUCCACACUGCCACAUUUGUUCACAGACACAGAAGUGCAAACAUCUCACCUGAAUGUCCUGUGAUUGACAACACAGAGCUUUUAAUAUAUGUAUAUCUAUAUCUAUAGCACUUGUGUUAUUUUGUGUUUGAAGGGAUGUUUCCAGGCACAGAACACUAUGUGUCAUUCACAGAUAGAGAUGGUGAUAAAAAAUAAUUGCCUGUCUGAUGGUUUGGUGAAUCUUACAAAAAAUGUCAGGGUCACACAUUUCACCCCAAGUAAUAAAUAAGAAAUGAAAAACAUCCUUUAUUUUAUUUCACAACAAAUACUACCAUGAUGUAUGCUUCACUAUUUAAAUACAUUUUAAUUAUAAUUAUUAUUAUUAUUUGCAGUAAACAAAUUUAAAGGGGUCUGUUUAAUUUUUAUUUAUUUUGUUUUGUUUAAAUGUUCUUAAUUGUCAUGAAAAUAAUGUCACAAUGUGAGAAAUCUUUUUAAAAUUAGGUCAUUAAAACCUAUUUAAUUUUAUUUAUGUGAUCACAAAAUAGCAUGAAUCAUAUUUAUGUGAAUAUAUAAUCUAGUUUCAUAUGUUUUUUCUUUUUUGUUCAACUUUGGGGUGAAAUAUUCAGAGCCCCGCACAUGACAUGCAUGGAAAAAAAGUAAAUCAUGCUCACGAUUUACAAUUUCGUUCCCUCGAUUCGCUAAAACAUGCCCAUGAUUUACAAUUUCGUUCCCUCGAUUCACUAAAACGUGCACGAUUUACUAUUUUAUUCCCUCGAUUCGCUAAAACGUGCGCAUGAUAUACUAUUUCGCUCCCUCGAUUCGCUAAAACGUGCGCACGAUUUACUAUUUUGCUCCCUCGAUUCGCUAAAACGUGCACACGAUUUACUAUUUCGCUCCCUCGAUUCGCUAAAACAUGCGCACGAUUUACUAUUUCGCUCCCUCGAUUCGCUAAAAAAUGCGCACUAUUUACUAUUUUGCUCCCUCGAUUUCCUAAUCGUGCACAUGAUUUACUAUUUUAUUCCCUCAAUUCGCUAAAACGUGUGCACAAUUUACUAUUUCGCUCCCUCGAUUCGCUAAAACGUGCGCACUAUUUACUAUUUUGCUCCCUCGAUUUGCUAAAUCGUGCACACGAUUUACUAUUUUAUUCCCUCAAUUCGCUAAAACGUGUGCACAAUUUACUAUUUUGCUCCCUCGAUUCGCUAAAACGUGCGCACUAUUUACUAUUUUGCUCCCUCGAUUCGCUAAAACGUGCGCACUAUUUACUAUUUUGCUCCCUCGAUUUCCUAAUCGUGCGCACGAUUUACUAUUUCGCUCCCUCGAUUCGCUAAAACGUGCGCACUAUUUACUAUUUUGCUCCCUCGAUUCGCUAAAACGUGCGCACUAUUUACUAUUUUGCUCCCUCGAUUUCCUAAUCGUGCGCACGAUUUACUAUUUCGCUCCCUCGAUUCGCUAAAACGUGCACACGAUUUACUAUUUUAUUCCCUCAAUUCGCUAAAACGUGCACAAUUUACUAUUUCGCUCCCUCGAUUCGCUAAAACAGGCGCACGAUUUACUAUUUCGCUCCCUCGAUUCGCUAAAACGUGCGCACAAUUUACUAUUUUGCUCCCUCGAUUCGCUAAAACGUGCACACGAUUUACUAUUUCGUUCCCUCGAUUCCCUAAAACGUGCGCACGAUUUACUAUUUUGCUCCCUCGAUUCGCUAAAACAUGCGCACGAUUUACUAUUUCGCUCCCUCGAUUCGCUAAAACGUGCACACUAUUUACUAUUUUGCUCCCUCGAUUUGCUAAAUCGUGCACAUGAUUUACUAUUUUAUUCCCUCAAUUCGCUAAAACGUGCACAAUUUACUAUUUCGCUCCCUCGAUUCGCUAAAACAUGCGCACGAUUUACUAUUUCGCUCCCUCGAUUCGCUAAAACGUGCGCACUAUUUACUAUUUUGCUCCCUCGAUUUGCUAAAUCGUGCACACGAUUUACUAUUUUAUUCCCUCAAUUCGCUAAAACGUGUGCACAAUUUACUAUUUCGCUCCCUUGAUUCGCUAAAACAUGCGCACGAUUUACUAUUUCGUUCCCUUGAUGUGCUAAAACGUGCGCACGAUUUAUACAUCGACGGAACGAAUUAGUAAAUCAUGCACACGAUUUACUUUUUCCCUGCAUGUCAUGUGCGGGGCUCCGUAGAAAUAUGACCUGUGGUGGGUUGCAUAAACUGUUUAGACUAGUCUAAGUUAGUCAUCUAAUUUUUUCCUCAAGACUGGUCAUAACUUUAAGUCAGUUACAUUAAAAAGUAGAUUUUACAAAUUUGAAUUGGCAAAGCAAGUAAUACUGAUUAGCCUUAACUAAUUACUAUUUGGUCAGACUAGAUAUUAAAACAGUCUUAACUUGGCCUUUGGAUCUUUUUUGACAGUUUUUGUAAGAUUCUCUCGGUUAAAUUAAUUAUUUUGAGGUUUGCUGUUCUAAAGCCGAAACCUCAGGCUCCGGGUCCUGUGGAUUGUGGCUGAUCCUGUAAUGAUGAGAGUCUACAAAUUAAUUUCAAUAGGGAGGAAACGGGACUGACCUGUCGUUGUCAAAAGCAGUACAGAAAGCCACUGAUAAUGAAUAUUAUGGGGUGUUGUUGUAAUCUGCAAAUGUAAAUAUAGAUAUGCUCUGAAUAUAAGACUUAAUGUUAAAAAAGACAGAUUCAAAGCAAUAUAUUUACAGUCUGUUGCUAUAGAAACCACACGUCUUUUCUAUAACCUGCAUUUUUACAAUAAUGUUCAAAGGCAAAUGUCAAUAAAAGAUUUAUGUAACAUUA